Molecule: messenger RNA, 1274 nt
Organism: Helianthus annuus (common sunflower)
Lineage: Eukaryota; Viridiplantae; Streptophyta; Magnoliopsida; Asterales; Asteraceae
Exons: 3
Coding region: 208-1194 (328 amino acids)
Source: RefSeq, a predicted model, not a curated record
CCUGAGGAAUGCAUGGAGGCUAUCCCGACGUUGAUGUUUGCGGCUGCAAGAUUUGCGGAUUUGCCAGAAUUGCGCGAGUUAAGAAGUAUAUUUUAUGAGAGAUAUGAGAAUCAUCUUGAGCCUUAUGUCAACCAAGAGUUUGUCAAGAACUUGAAGGCACACAUACCUACUAAGGAAAUAAGGCUUCAAAUGAUGUAAGAGAUUGCAAUGGAAUAUGGUAUUGAGUGGGAUUCCAAGGUUUUUGAACAAAAAUUAUGCAAACCACCUCCAUUUGUACAGGAUUUUUCUCAAUAUGGAAAUGGAAGAAACAAUGAAUCUGAUAAAACCCACAAUCAAACUUCUUCAAAAACAAAAAUUCAACAAACAGAAAAGGAAAAAACUGAAGUUGCAAUGGGCCAGACCCUUACAAAUGGCCCACCCUAUAAUUCACGGGCUGAAACCGAAGAAAACGAAGAAAAGCCCAUUGGAAAUGGCCUGCCCUACAAAUCAAGGGCUGAAAUCGAAGCCGAAAAGGAACGAAAACACGAUCAUGGCCGUUUAUCCCCGUACUGGUCAAGCAACACUAGUACUUGCAGUGAGUCUACAACUAGUCCAGAUGAUAGUGCCUCUGAAGAUACACCUGAAGAAACAAAGUUUUAUGUAUUCGGGUCAACCCGAAAGUCAACCAUAUCAGAUACUAGUGAUGAUGGUUUUCAAAGUGAUAUACCCGAAGGACGAAAGUUAAACGGGUUAAGGUCAAUGGGUCCUCCUUACACCAAACCGAAUAUAAGCAAAAAGACGGAUAACCAUAAAAGCGAAGAAGAAACCGAAAAGAUUAGUAAACCGGUACCAAGAUCCGUGAGGGUUCGCAGACCGUUAAAGCCCGUAUCGGGUUCUAUUCGUGCGAACAAUGAUGUUUCAAACGAUGAACGUCAUGAUCUCGAUAAUGGUUAUAGAGAUGAACAAGAAAAGAAAGCGGAUAAGCUUUCGUCACCCUGCAGGAAAGCGUCACAGUUACCUACUACAACACGAACCGGUUCACUUCCGUCUGAACCGGUGGCUGCAGGGUUGGCGGUGGAUGAACGAAAAGGGCUUGCGAGAGCGGUUACUUAUCAGCCGGAGUCGGGCUUGGGUCCACGAGGUCAUGUGCAUCCUAAACUUCCUGAUUACGAUGAAUUUGUAGCGCGAUUGGCGGCUUUGAGAGCAAGUUCCUAGUGUUGUAUUUCAUUUAGGCUUGCAUUUUUUUGUAUAUUGCUAGAGUUAUUAUUUAUUUAUUUAUUUAUUUUCUUUAAUCA